This is a messenger RNA of Strigops habroptila (Kakapo), 1921 nucleotides long. RefSeq names its product zinc finger AN1-type containing 6 (gene ZFAND6). Bases 413 to 1045 code for a protein of 210 amino acids. Gene Ontology annotation, molecular function: zinc ion binding; polyubiquitin modification-dependent protein binding; DNA binding. The transcript has 9 exons. The record is from RefSeq and is a predicted model, not a curated record. NCBI's taxonomy places the organism in Eukaryota, Metazoa, Chordata, Aves, Psittaciformes, Psittacidae. Gene Ontology annotation, biological process: protein targeting to peroxisome.
GAGGGCAGCGAAACACGGAGAAAAGGAAAAAAAAGUUUGGUGAGGAGCGAGCGGGGCCCGGCGGAGCGGGCGGCGGCGGGACGCGGCGGGCCCGGCGGCAGAUUUGAUUGUUGCAGUACAGUAGCAUAUCUUGGAUUGAAAGCAGUAAGAGGAAAUCUCCGAGUUCUUCAAGACUACUGAAAUCUCAUCUGUCUGAGUACCUUACUGCUGUGAACAGAGGACUUGACUGUCAUUAUUGUUUUGCUGUAAGCUUUUCAACUCAGAGGUUUGCUUUUGAGUCCCUCAUGAAGAGUCCCUCCCCAGCAUCCUUGUAGGCCCCCUUCAGACACUGGAAGCUGCUCUGAGGUCUCCACGCAGCUUCUCUUCUCCAGGCUGAACAGCCCCAACUCUUAGGUUUGUAGAAGAAGGGAAAAUGGCUCAAGAAACUAACCGUAGCCAAGUGCCUAUGCUUUGUUCCACUGGUUGCGGAUUUUAUGGGAAUCCUCGUACAAAUGGCAUGUGUUCAGUGUGCUACAAAGAACACCUUCAAAGGCAGAACAGUAAUGGUAGAAUUAGCCCUCCUGCACCCUCUGUCAGUAGUAUAACUGAGUCCUUACCAGUUCAGUGUACAGAAGGCAGCACCCAGGAAACUCAGUCAACUUUAGAAUCUACAUCGACUCCAUCGACAUCCAUGCAGCCAAGCCCUGUGUCAAGUCAGUCACUCUUAACAGAAUCUGUAGCAUCAUCCCAACCAGAUAGUACGGCUGCGGACAAAACAGUACCUGAGACAGAAGAUUUGCAAGCCUCAGUGUCAGGGAAUGCAGAGCCUACACCUGAAGAACAAGACAAGUCGCUUGACAAACCAAAACAGAGAAAGAAUCGUUGCUUCAUGUGCAGGAAGAAGGUUGGACUCACUGGGUUCGAGUGUCGGUGUGGAAACGUUUACUGUGGUAUGCAUCGUUAUUCAGACGUACACAGUUGCUCUUACAAUUACAAAGCCGAUGCUGCUGAGAAAAUCAGAAAAGAGAAUCCUGUAGUUGUUGGGGAAAAGAUUCAGAAGAUCUGAACUGCUGCUUCUGCUGGAAUACAAAAAUCCUCUGACCAUCUGCAGAUUAAAUUGACUUGAGCUUUUUUCCUUAGUCAUCAGGAACGUAGAGCAGUGUAUCUUGCCUAGACCUUUUAAUCAUGCAUGUCAUCAGAUGAAUAGAUUUUUUGGGUUUGGUUUUUUUUUUUUUCCCCUGUUUUGCAAAUGACUCUGAACAUUUAUUUUCAUUGCAGUUUUCUGUGGCUGAAGACUUAAGUAAACUUUACAAGUAUUAUCCUUUAAGAUCAUUUUAAUUUUAGUUGAGUGCAGAGGGCUUUUAUAACAAACACGGAGAGAACAUUGGAGGGCUGUGCUUUUCCAGGAUAAAACAUGCAUGCGUUAACUUUGCAGUUUAUUUUCUUGUUGUAUAUAGCUUUUCUCUGCAGCACAAUUUCCUUUUUUUGAUAAUGCCUUGUAUGGCACAACUAGUUAUCAGUAACUGAAUGUAUUUUAAUCAUUAUGGCUGCUUCUGGUUUUUUUUUUUCCCCAUUAACGAGAGGUUAUACAUGUUCGCAUAUUAGCUUGUUUGCACCCUCUACCUAUUUAUGUAUGAAUCAUUUGUAAUGAGAGUGUGUGCUGAGAUUGUGUGUGGGGGGGGUUGGUUUUGUUUUUUUGUUUUUUUUGGUUUCGUUUUUUGUUUUUUAAAUUGGGUUUUGUUUGUGUGUGUGGGGGGGGAAGGCUGUAUGCACUUCACUGACUGCAGGUUUCAUUGGGAUUACAUCCAUCAGUCUGUCUGUACACAAAUAUGAAGAAUGAUCUGAAGUACCUGUGCUGUAUUUAUGUUUAUCCACGUCUUAACUUUGAUUAAAUAAAAUUUAAGAAAAUUGGAGCCCUCGUGGCUGUCACUGGCAUAUGUAA